This is a messenger RNA of Cylicocyclus nassatus, 552 nucleotides long. The record is from the annotation of a GenBank genome assembly. Lineage: Eukaryota; Metazoa; Nematoda; Chromadorea; Rhabditida; Strongylidae.
AUGACGAAAUCAUUAUCACGAAAUUAUGAAAUUAAGAAAUUACUGCGAAAGCGGAGACGUUUAAACAUUCUUUCGCCAGCACCUUCUAGAGGAUCUGUCCUCAGCCUUUCCCCUGUCGAGUCACAAACACCAGAUGAAGGUUCGAAAUUGAAUGAUACGAUUGUUGCAAUGCUUUCUGCAGCAACAGAGAACAUGCAAGAACUUUCCGAAAAAGAGUUGCAGUGCUUCUUCGAGCCACCAGAAAGUCAGGAAGAACUGGAAUUGCAACAGUCGGAAUUAUUUGUACCACCAGAGAGUGUCGAAGAACUAAAUCAAGUCAAAAUGAAACGAGAUAUUGAGCUAAAAACAAUUUGCAAGAUGUGUCACCAGAAACUAUCAUUAGCCGAACAAGAGAUUAAGUGUCUUUGCCAACAAGUGUUCUGUAAAAGACAUCGUGCACCAGCAGCUCAUCUAUGUCCGAUCGAUUAUAAGCAGACAGGACGUAGCAGAAUCUUCAAAGAGAAUUCCAAACCUUCUUGUCGACGUACGCAUCGAGUUCCCAUGUCUGAGUAG